Amoebophrya sp. A120 is the source of this 31236-nucleotide messenger RNA. The record is from the annotation of a GenBank genome assembly. NCBI's taxonomy places the organism in Eukaryota, Dinophyceae, Syndiniales, Amoebophryaceae.
CUGGAGGACUACGAACGAACAAGCACUAUGGUUGUGAGGCAGAUACCUACGUUACAAUUGCUGAAGCAAGUCAAUUCCGUACUAUGCAGCGAUACAAGUACUAGUUUAUUCUUUACGAAAUACAGAUAAAAGCAGGGACGCGGGACGGUAGAAGAAGAUGUCGAAGCCCGAUAGUGUCAAAGUUUGCUCAUUGAGCAGGUGGAUCAUGAUGAUAGAUAGUACCAAUUAAAAAGAAGGUGAAAACCGCUGAAGAAAAAAAGGCAAGGAUAUAUCAGUAGUAAAAAGCUGCUGAAGAGAAGAUCUAUUUUUGAUAUAAAUGCUCGUGCCUGUGCCGUAACAGCUCAUGUGACUUGUAUUGCAGCUGCUCGAUGUGUAUUUUUUCGUCUCUAGAUCGAAACGAUGAUCAAAGGCGGUUAAGUCGUUCCGGUUCUCCUCGUUACUUAUCUGACUGCGAGCAGUUGCAGAAGAUAUCGGAGCUAGCUUUCUUGAUGCAUGUAAAAACUACCUCCUGAGGUGAGUGGAGAACUCCUGCGUCCUCUCAAGCAGCCUCGUAAACGAAACCCUUUACCAACAACCCGAGUAACAGUUUUCAAACUUCUUUCGGAUUUCGCGCCGUCGCUCCGAUUAGGCGCAGCGCGUAGUAGUUACCAAAACAAAAACUUUAGAGAGCUAGAUAAAGAUAUGUAAAGAUGAUAGUAGAUGUAUCCAUAUUUAUCCGUAGUACAGACCUUGGGUAAUAUUGAUGGCAAUCGGGAUCAUCUCACAACGCAUCAACUUUAGGCGAUUUUACAAAGCAAGCAACUACCUAGUAAGUAGCACCUUGAGGUCGAGAGACCCUGAUACAUUUUUUGAAAAUUAGUUUUCUGCGUAUCUGUGUAAGCGGUAAGAUGUUGAGCAGUCAUAAUUUACAACACCACCGAGACCAGAAAGUCAUCUAGUCUUCGAGAUCCAUUAGAUCUGCUCUAUGUAGUUGCUGGUCUCACUGGACUAGAAGGUCUUCAUCUGGUCACUUUCUUUAGGACAGCGGCGCAUUCUUGUGAUGCUUUGUUCGAGAUUGAUUAAGAUUCAGCAGUACACGGUCCGUCGAUGAAUCCAAAAUCUAAGAGAAGUUUUCACAGAAAAUAAACUCGAUGGCUUUGCCUUUGCCUGCAGGGGUGCAGUGGGAGAACCAACAGGGUUGAGUGUCGCUUUCCUUUUCCUAGGAACAGGGUUGAGCGUCUCGACCUAAAAUAUUCUUCUUCACGACUGGGCAACGCAACGGAACAUAAACAAGCGGAGAAGAAUAAGUAUCCUUGUUCUCCAGUCAACAUUGUCAUCCUGUCCUACUCUUUCUGGUUUUACAGCAAAGAAGAACAUCAAAACCCGGGCAGAGAGCAAAGAGGAACAUCAAAACCCGCGCAGACGGGCGUAGCCGUCCACCUAGGGACCAGACUCGUGCAGGGAAUCGAACAUUUUUUGCCAGCUAUUAUUGUCCAUUAUCCGGGUCUUCACCGUGGUAUCGACCGACCCUCGUCGCGCAAGUUGUGCAGGUAUCAUGCAAAAAAGACUUUAACUUUAAUUUUACACAAUGUGUUAUUUGUUGCCGUCUUUGUAAAGGUCAGACUGUUUUAGCUUGUGCGCACAUGAGCCAUUCUCGUGCUACCAAGAUAUCUGCGUAUGCCAUGCGUUCCCGAAGAUAUUGGCCACAGCUGCUACACGUGGGAAGAUAGCAUUUUAUGCUGGUGGUCCAUCACCACCGCCAUCAUUCCACGCGCCAGCUCCUUUCUCUGCAUCCGCAGACCGCAGUUACAAACAUUAUGUUUAAAUUUAUGUAGAAAUGCGACACGCAACAUUGAGAUUGAUCGUAAAACCGGUCGCGGUUCGUCGCAUUGUUCGCAUUGCUCGCAAAUUAUUAGCGCCCUCCAGCAUUCAGGAUCAGGCGCGUGGCAAUAAAAUGUCGACCACAUCACCAACACCAUUGCGAUUCGCGAGCCUCCCGAUAGAGAACUGGCCCGCAGAUGCCGAGGCUUUUAUGUUGGCCAGCCUCCGACUGCAGUGAUGCUGGCCUCGCUUUCUUGAAUUGGCAGCGGCGCUGACCACCGGCCAGGACUAGGACGGUUAGGAUUAGGGGUAUCUCGCUGAACUGUGGCCCUAUUAUAGUGGGCACUCGCGGACGAAGUCGCGAGGGGUAGUCGCAGAACCUGCGACAGAUCCGCGCACUCGCAUCUCGCACGACCUCGGGCGGUCCGUGUCGCAUUGCUCGCGCUAUUGCUUGCAAAUCAUUGCCGGAGAGUCCUUACACACUUAAAUGCUUGCGCAGCUGGGCAACUACAGGAGGUGGAUUGAAGAAUCGACGCGAGCAAAAAAUUAUCGCCGCCUUGAAUGAAUGUGUGUCUGGAUGGAUUAGAUUCAGGUGAGAACAUUUAGACUGUCCGGCUUUCUUCUCGAAGUACAUUUCGACCUCCUUCGAAUGAAGGCAGCCGCCCGAUGGACAUCAUUAGUUAGGUGAGUAUUAGUAUUAUAAUUUAUACGGUGGGCAUGUUCAUGUUGGCCAAUCGUGCUCAUCCUAGUAAUGCCAAUGCGAUGCCCAGCCAGAAGUCUAUCAUGGAGAAUGAAGCUGAGACUGAUCCUGAUCGGCGCUGUAGUGCAACUCGGCCAUAAUUUCUACAUCUUAGCAAAAACUAAAACCGUUCUACUUAUUGUGUGGACUCGUGCUCGACCUCCACUAAGACGCACACCUACGUAGCUCGUUUUGUCCAGCUGCAUACCGAGUAAAGCAGAAUAUAGAAAUUAAUAUUUUAUUUCCAGAAAGCAAUACAUCAUAGGAACGAAUUUCUCGCAGCUAUCUGCCGGAGCAGGAGCACAGACACAAGCUCGAUAUAAGAAAGGGCCACGGGGGCGAGCCGGCCCUUCUUUCCAGAACCAAAACCAAUCCGAACGGCUACGAUACAGUUUUCUUCUUGAUUUUCUUCUCGAUCUGCACCAUCGAGAACGGCAAAAUAACUCAUACCGGAGCGAGCGGCUAGUGUCGGUUUCGGUCGUUAACAAGACGCUUAUCCGAGAUUAUCACUAGUAGUAGUAUCCUCUGGAAGUUGACUCCAACUGCAACUUUCAGUUUCAGAGGAGACCGCCCACUGCUGCUGACGGCUCGAGUUUGAUCAUCGGAAGCUGCCAACAUGUCAUCGGACAACCGAGGUCGGCCGGACCCAGCUGCGAUAGGAACAGCCAGCAGUAUCCACGACGAUUACAUUUAGGUGGAGGCAAGUCGAGCUUCUUGGUAUCCUGCGUGCGCGACGCUGGUUUGUCAUUGUUUUGCAUGCAGCGGAAAAGUCUGGCGCAGCGGUAGCACGCAAAUGCAAAGCCAGGAAUCGACCUCGUGUCGUCGUGUCCCGCGACGGAUUGUUAUGUACGUACACUAAUGCUACAUUAGUAUCUCUUCGUCCUAUCAAUAUAGUAAAUAAAAGUACUUGAUAUUUGUCUCAACCCGAGCCGUCCUCCACGUCCACAUAUUAUGAUGUGCAUACUUUGCAUGAGCAUGUUGCAGCUUGUUCUGCAGGUGCAGGCAUACAUUUUUAAUUUUUUUGGAGCAGUUCGUGUUCGAUUUCCAUUUCUAAAAGAUAGGACGUGCCGAAAUGUGUUGCUUUUGUUCGCUGAAAACGCUGGCGCUGCGAAGACAGAGACGCUGUUGCUUUGUAGACUUGUCUCCACCUCGUGUUUGCUGAGUAUAACGACGGCUGCCGCAGUACUUCUUUGCUUUCGUCUCUUGCUCUAGCAUCUACGACUCGAUAGCCAUAACACGACGAAGACGAGGAUCUAGUCAAUGGGCGAAGUGGAAAUGCUAUUGCGUUCAUUUGCAGUGUCGUUUUUGUCUUGCAACAAACACUAAUCUACUUUCAUCACAAAGCGAGGAAUGAUGCUGGACGCAUCAUAUUCAUAUUUUUCCGUCGUCUUCAUCAUCAACGGCGUUCCUGCUAUACGCGUAUCAAUGUCCGGUACGAGUGUCGUGCUCGUGAUCGGUUGUAAUGAAAAUUGAAAUUCACGAAUAACAAUAAACUUGAAGGUUGCCAGUGCUGCGUCGCGAAUCCUGCGGGAUCGUGAUGCUACUUCGGGUCAAAAUCAAGCUAUGCAGCUGGCGGCACGAAUUCAAGAUCUGCCGGACGCGGACCAGGGUCAGGUCAUUGCGGAGCUGCUCUCAGUGCUUCAAGAGCGCGGCAGACAAGAGAGCCAGUCGGGUGGACCUGGCGGUAUGCACUGCAAAAGCAUGAUCAUGGUCCGGUCUUGCAACAUAGUAACAGAGAUCGAUAAUGAUAAUCUUUGUCUUAAUCUUUGUACGUCCGUCAGCGUCAUGACGACUUCAACUUUCAAAAGGGCGAUAAUCUAUUUUUCAGACUUACAAGCGGUGCCUAGUUGUGUGACAUUUUUGCAAUGCAUAGGCGGUGCCCUCCAGCACCAGCAGCGAGCUCAAGCUCCAGCACCGGGGUCGUACCGGGAAGAAGUCCUCAACACCUCGGAUCAGCGCCAACGGCACCGCCGGCGGGGUGACAGUUCCCCGGUUGAGGACCCCUUUUCCUACCGUGCAGAUUUUCCGGCACGUAGUCCCGGCUGCACAAACAUCGGCGCGGGUUUAUGCUGUGCAAGCGAAGUACUAGCGUAUUUUUUUACUCGUCUUACUACAGCGACUUUCAGUAGGUGCUGGAUCGUUGUGGUGCAUCAGCGUGGUGACAAAAAGGUAGAAUACUUUUCCACCAAACUAAUAGUUUUAGUGCUGCAACAGCAACAUUAUGCUAGGCCUCUACUUUUCAUCUUUUUAGCAACUGCGUCUGUGACUACAUGCACCAAGAGGCAUGUAACUCGAGGACGGUGGUAUUAGAAAUUUCGUGGCACCAUGAUGCCGCUUUUUUUCGUCCUGCCGCGUGUCGUCGCAGUCGAAGGGGUGAAGUAGAUGCACGUGUUUGCAGGGAAUGCGUAGAUGCAAGAUCCUGGCCGCUGGGCUACUUCGGCGCCCCGAAAUUACGAAUCAGGCCCAAUGUUUUGGCCUUCGCUUUGCCUCCUUUGUAUAGCAAAUUCGCGCGGCCCUUUCUGAGCGUGUCGCAUAGCUGCCGAGCCUAUCCCGAGAGCGGCCCUGUUUGGGAAGCGCGAUUUUUUUUCCUGUUGCGGGGGCUUGUCGGUACUUUACGGCCACGCAAAACUUGGCACGGGCCAGCCGUUGGGGAACGCGCCGCCCGCCGCGGCCAGCGUGUCCUUUUGCCCCCCCUGUCUGGUGUGCUUCUGUAGUUUUUUCGUGGUGGUCGUGGACAUUGGGAAGGGGGUGGCGCAGAGGUGUUUCGACUGCAGGCAUUCUACCUGCCCAGCAUCCGGGAGCCCGCAGAGAGGCGAUGGCCUUUGGCGCCAUACGGCGCCAAGUGUUUUGCUUCUUGGGGUCGCGGGGAUCGGCAGGCCAAUCCUGCAGAAAGCAUGUCAAACAAGGGUGGGAGUUGUCUCCCCGCGGCACAAUUUUCGUACUCAGGGGCGUUUUCCAGGGGAAUGCGGCCGGGUAUGGGGCCAUCUUCCGGAGUUCAUGGCCGCCGCCUCCAUUUUCAAAAGUUCCGAUCAAAUUCCGAUCAAGGUCCUCUCAGAUGCCACUUUUUUUGCGCCGCCAAAUCCAUAGAUUCUCGUCGGGGGAGAGGCCAGGAGAAGCGACAAAAAAAGUGUCCUCUCGACAGGAUCUUGAUCGGAACUUUAUCGGAUCUUGAUCGGAACUUUUUAGGAACUUUUUUCUCGCCUCUGACGCUUUUGCCAUACCGCCGUGAUUGGAGACUUUGAACAUUGGUCGGAUCCUUGGUCGGAUCCUUUGUUCGGGGUUGCAGAAGUGGCCUUUCUACCCUUGAAACCCGGGCUGUUUCUUUGAUUUAACAAAUUCAGCGGAUUCGCUUUUGAAUCAAAAAAAAAACUCGCUUUGGGGCUAGUGCGCCGUCUUUUGUUGGACCAUUUCCGACCUGGUCUUGCCCUCGGGCUCGGGUAUAUCUGGCCCAUGGAAGCGGGAUGGACCCUGCGGACGGGGGCAUGCAAUUCCGUCCAUUGCCGGGCCCCAGAUUGUUCCGCGUCGCGCCAGGGCUUUUACAACCGCGCGACCACUCGCUCGCCCUUGUUGGGCGUGGGCAUAAGCCUGCUGCUUUGUAUAAAAUCGACCCUAAAAACCGUAAACACCCUCUCUAGCCACCACGCUAUACUCGAUUUCCCUGUCCAGAAAGUGUGCUCGCGUGCUUGCCCCAGUUUGAUUGGGGGCAAAUGGAUCAUAGCGUGCUGUCUAGGUAAGGCGUUUACGGUUUUUCUGGGAUUUGCAAUUUUUGGCCUCGAAAUGGUGCCAAAGUGAUGUCUUUUUCCUCGGAUUUCUCCACUACCCUCAAAAACCGUAAACGCCGUCUCUAGACAGCAUGCUAUGAUCCAUUUUCCCUCACCCAAACAGGUCCCCCUCCGGGGUCGAUGGUUGCGACGCCCUUCGGGGGCGGAUCUCAUCACCAAUGCCUGGGGCCCUGGGCCACCGGCCUACGGCCAUCAUUGCCCGGGAGCCCGGGCAGGGCUUGAGCAGCUCUUCCAAAGUUUGGAAGGAGGGGCGCAAUAUUAUGGCGGCGCUGCAUAGUUUUCGCAUCCCGCGCGUUAGCUGCUUCCUAACAGUUUUACUACUUCAGAGCCCCGAAAGGGCAAAGGGGAUGCCUGCGCGGCUGCAAGAUCGACGCAGUCGAAGGGGUGAAGUAGAUGCACGUGUUUGCAGGGAAUGCGUGCCCUUUUGUGGACAUAUCUACCCCGGUAGAUCAUCAUUUUCGAGGAGUGACUGGAGGGAGUAUUCCCCGUUGAUUGUUUGUAUAUGGGCUGGCAGAUCCCUAGAAGCUAAUGCCUGUGGUUGUUGGUCUUCCGCCCCUCUGAGUGGGGUCGUUGGAAGGAGCCAACGCAGACGCUGUCUGCCGUUUGUGUUUUGGGAUUUCGGUCCGAUUGUGAAGGAUUCACUUCUUUUCCUAGCACAGGGCCAGUGAGGGCCUCCCCCAGCGGGGGGAAGUUUGCGGUAGUGUCGGGCCAUUGAGGGCAAUGCCAGUGAGGGCCUCUCCCAGCGGGGGGAAGUUUGCGUUGGUAUAUAGCCAGUGAGGGCAAUGCCAGUGAGGGCCUCCCCCAGCGGGGGGAGGUUUGCGGUGUUCUAUAGCCAGUGAGGGCAAUGCCAGUGAGGGCCUCCCCCAGCGGGGGGAAGUUUGCGUUAGUAUAUAGCCAGUGAGGGCAAUGCCAGUGAGUGCCUCCCCCGGCGGGGGGGAGUUCGCUGUAUUUUUUAGCCAGUGAGGGCAAUGCCAGUGAGGGCCUCCCCCAGUUGGGGGAAGUUUGCUGUAUUUUUUUAGCCAGUGAGGGCUAUGUCAGUGAGGGCGUCCCCGCGCGCCCUAGCGGGGGGAAGUUUGCGAUAGUGAAGGGCCACUGAGGGCAUUGUCGCUGAGGACCUCCCCCAGCGGGGGGAAGUUUCCGGUAGUAGAUAGCCGGUGAGGGCAUUGCUAGCUAGUUGGGGCCUCCCCCAACGGAUGCGGGGGGGUUUUGGCGGUAGAGGAGGGCCAGCGGGGGCAAUGCAUGUGAGUGCCUUCUCCAGCGGGUAAAAUUUUGCAGCACAUGUUCCUCAGAGCAGCUACAGCACUAGCGGCAGCCUUUUUUCUCCCAAAAGGGAUGUUGACUUCUUUCAGGGUUGCUCGUGUUUUGGCAACUUAGCCGGACGAGCACGAGGGGCGUUUUCCGUGCAGGGACUUCUAGGUGGAGAGUUGUUUGUGGCGUUGGGGCGCUGGUUAUUUACAACCAGGAGCUGAUCUGCUCUGGUGCUUUCUAUUCUCAGAAGUUAAGUAGCUGCUGCUUCUUUCCGAGCUCUCCCUGGAGGUCGUGGCCCUAGAGGAUCUAGGCGGAUUUUCUCGCUGUUCGCGCCUCCAUAGAUUCACUUUCCACUUUGGGUUUGUAGGAUAGUUAGAAAGGGCGUUUGCCUUGUGGCUGGAGGGUCUGGCGGAUCACUGCCUGUUGCUUUAGUACGGCGCUUGAUGUGUCUCAGGCUUUCCGGGAAGGGUCCCAACAGGGUACGGAUCGUCAGCCUGAGGCUCGUUACCAGUUGCCACGUUGUGGGAGGUCGCGCUACAUUUCCACUGGAAACGGCCUCCCUCGUCGCAGUCGAAGGGGUGAAGUAGAUGCACGUGUUUGCAGGGAAUGCGUACCCUUUUGUGAUGAUCCUCAUCAUGAUCAACUUCAUCAUGAUGAUCAGCACAUCAUGGGAAAGCUCGUGCAUUUUACCUAGUAGAACAACGCCUAUAUAUAAUACGAUACGUUAACGUUUGCAAAAGUGCAUAGGCUUCUGGUAAAAGCAACGAGGCAUGGAUGCCGGACGAACACCGGGCUCAAGGAGGAAAGCACCAGUAUCAAUCGCAGUCUCGCAGUAUGUCAGCGUCGGACCGGACCAUUUCAUCAAACUCGAAGGCGAGUUUUUCUAUCGUCGUCCAACAGAAAGAGAUGAACUAAAUCUCUGUACUUAAGUGUAAAUUCAAUGCACAACGUCUAUCUGUACUAUCAGAAGUUCAACAUGGAGGUCGUGCAUGGAAACACAAACACGAAAAAGCAGCACCAUUUGGCAUUCGCAUGAUUCCAGUCGGCGCACCAGUAUAAUGUCUGUGACGCCUCUCUCCAGUUCUGCUUUCUUCGCCUGACGCUGCUCUCCUGUAACGUAUCGUGCCUUAUUGCGAUGGAUCGAAAAAGAACUGUUUUUGCCACGCCUUUGGGCCUGGCGCCGGAUGCGGAUCAUCAUGUUGUUACCAUUCAGUCGCUGUGUCCGCGUCGUGCUUCGUGUUGGAAUAAAAAUAUCUUGACGCAACAGACGUGCUGCUUUUCUUACGAAGAAAAAAAGGCAGCUCAUCAUGUGGUACACAUUGAUUCUUGUAGUGUGAACAAGUCCGUAAUGACGUCUGCAUACACGACGCGUACGUUGGCACCGUCAACAACAACAGGGGAGAUUCCGCCUCGACUCAGGGUCAGGGCGAGCGCGAGCAAAGCCAAAAUAUGUCUGGUGGAGGCAGAGGACCGUUUGGCGCGGCCGCCACUUAUGCUUCCCAGCAACACCUGCGAGAGGACAAGGCACGCAAGGGCGCUUAUUGCAAGGAAAAAUCCCCCCUCCCCAUAUCAAAACGAAACUUCUGAUGCUGGAUUUGUGUACACAAAUCAGCUUUGUACUGCAGAAAGGCAUUGCGGCCAGAUCCCCAGGAUAGGCAGGGGCGUACGGGUCUAGUUGUUCAGCAUGGCAAACGGCUCCCCUUAAGCCCGACAGCAUGACAAAUCACUUCCAUAAUGGGGCCGAAGCUUCUGCCCUUGCCGUCUCGCAAGACACAUGUGAUUUGUGACCUCAAAUCAGCAACGCAAAUUUUCGAAAACAUAGCUUUUCAAUAUGGGGAGGGGGAAUUUUUCAUUUUGAUAGCGCUAGACGCGGGGGAAUUGGCAGCGCGCCCGGUAGUUCGAUGGCGGAAACCACCGGCAUAUGAGAUUGCGCAACGGCCCCUCCCCCUCAACAUUUCCUUUGUCAUGCAGAAUACCAAAUCCACCCUUUGCCCCUUGGCAAGGCUUGCGUGACAGGUUUCGGAAACCGAAAGAGUACUAGAAUUGGUCGUGAAUAAUUUGUCCUAGUACAAAAGCUGCAUCUUAUUUCCCAGCGCUUGUGUUGCCGUGGAUGCCAACAUCCAAAUGAGUGGAUGAAGGGGGAGUUUUGCACUCUGAUACGGCGGUAAAUCGUACCAGAAAGGAAAAGCAAAAGGCUCGACGCACGGAUUUUCUUCCAGCCGCGGUCCACAACAUGUUGCUCCCCGAGGCGUGGCAACGGGAAACAAAGGCAGUACGGUUGGACCGCAGGACCACGCUGUGGGCGGCUACACCGCCGGGAGAGCCGACGACUCGCGGGAGUUCCGCGCUGCACGACAACGUGAUUCUCGGCCGGAUUCGACCUCGCGAUCGCACGCGGGUCCGGGAGGUGGGAGCCGGAAUAUUAACCCCAGCCCGGCGGCGGGCUCCGCAUACACGAAGGGAUCGUGGACCACCGCGUCGCGCAACGUCCGGGGCGCGUCCUCUCCGUUUGGUUCCCAGCGCCCGGUGGACCACCCCGGUUCCGCCAGCAGCGAGCAGGAGUAUGGGCGCCGCUUUGAAGCUCUGCGCCAGGAGCUCCUGUUGGAUCAUGAAGAUGAGGAGGAGCUGUCUUCUGGGCCGCCAUCCUACUCCGCCUUCCGGCAGGAGGUGGACCGCUAUGCUGAUACUUACCGCACGCAGAAGAUGAAACUGCUUCACUGUAGUACUGGACUUGUGAUGCAGCAGCAGACCCAACACAGAAGUCUUUCUAGUGGUCUUGCUACAUCACAUGACGCAGGACACUGGAUUUUAUUCAUGUGUAUUUUUUCUUACAGACGGUCUGUAAGAAAAAAAUGCGAGGUCGGUAACAGACCUCGCAUGCAUAGCAACUUUUCACUGCCACGUAGAGAAACCAUGUGAAGAUGCAAAAAAAAAAGCAUAAAGAAGAAGAGAGCUGUUGAUGUACAGUGAGCCACUUUUUUCGUACGAUGCCACAAAUAUUAACCGACAACAACAACAUGGGCAAGACCGACGUGGAGUUGCAGGACCUUCCUCGGUCGACUACGAUUCCUUUUCAAGUGCUGGAACAACUCACGCGACAUCGAGCCGCAAUAAUAUGCAGCAGGCGGGCCCAAGCUCCUCGACGUCCAUGCUGGACCAGGAGCACGAGCAGGAACAACGGCUCCGCGAGCAAUCCCGUGCCGCGGCGGCGGAGCGCGGACUAGUUGGGGAGUAUACUUAUCACAGCCGACCUUUUCCCAAUCGAGGGGCUUACUCCGAGGAAGAACAGCGAAGAAUCGCUGCGCGGCAUGACAAGAAUGCCCGAGCACAGUUGAGGGGCGCUGGCAGGAGCAACGCCUUGUACCCUGCAAGCACUUGGAAGGGCGGGAGCUACCAAGAUCCAGACGCGCGGCGCUACGGGCAGCAAAGCCAAAGCCGCAGCCGCCCCCGCCGCGACGGUCGAGGACCGGCCGGGGCAACAGGGUACUUACUUUCCGCACAGUGCUGCUUGCUUUUACCAAAUGCAAACAUAAGUAAAACUCUUCUACUAGUACUACUACUCCAGCAUCCGGCACCACGUCGUCUGCUUCGACUGAAAGAAUGUAAAAAACUCAUGUAGAAGAUUCAGAAAGGGAUUAUAUUUAUACGUGUUAUGUUACACUUACAAACUACGCUUACAAUUACAAACGCCGCGGAAUACUACGACAGCGAAGAGGAUAGUGCAAUACGCUGCACGAGAUAUGAAAGUGAAACAGCAGACUCAAAUAAUUCGCCACGGCCCACGAUUUCGAUUGACAGUCGUGACAUGAUAGAAGAGAUUACAACGAGGACUUCAAGCCGACUUCCAAAUCCGCCGACCCCAAAUAGCCAGCACUGGUGCCCGCAGGCGGGCUAUUCUAAGGGUGUCUUUAGCAACUAUCAGUGCGAUCAUGCGCAUGAACAUCAAAACCGCUACAGGGCCGCGAGUCGUGCUAGGCCGAAGGCUAUUGCAGAUGAUACACGGCGAACGGGUCGUGGUAGCGGUGACGAUACGACAUGGAACAAACUUUGAAAAUUUUCCUGGGAAUUGAUUGAAGUGCCGUACUAUGUAUCAUGCAAAAUGAGGCCGGAAGUUACAUUACUUUAUUUCUUUGCUUGGAUUUUUCAGCAAAUCCCAGAUCGGCUUGCUCCCAGCAUCCAAGAAAGAGUUUGACGCGGAUGCUACAGCCCCAUAGCAAAACAAGUACACGAGCGCCAAGAGCUGGGAUGUUGAUGACUUGCAAUGAUAGAAGGGCAAACAAUGAGCCGGAAACGUAAAUAAACGAAGCGAAUUUGACAGAAAUGCACGUAAGUUCAAUUUCAUACUAGUGAAGUUUCUCUUUCUAGCGAAGCAGAAGAAAUACGAAUCUACAGAAUUUCGAUUUCGCAGAAUGGAAAAUUUUUAUGCAUUUUCCUUUCAGAGAGGAUCAGCAGCAGCAGCAGGUGGGGGCGAGGGAUGCUAUCAGGCGGGAAAUUGUGCUUCAGCGUGCGCGCUACUCUUUGUAGUCGCUGAUGUUCGGCGUGCUGCUUCUAUCUGUAUAGCUUAAACUACCUGCUUGUCUGGACAUGGACACUGCCACAAUGACGUCGCGGCAGUUUUUAUUUUGCGGUCGUCCCAAGCCCAACAUACAGAGAAAAAAGAAAAACAGCGCCGGUUGAUACGUGAGCGGUAUGAUGUCGAUGCAGCCAAUUCAUACUUUUCUAUUGUUUUCAUGGAAAUAUGGUUUACAACCACGAGUAGCUCUUAUUUUCUUGGCGAAAAUGUAAUUUUGCCGCGGAUGACAUACACGACAAAACAAGUGGUUGAUAUUGAUUUUAUGAUUUUCAUCAUGAAAUAGACGAGUAUAGUGUUAAUUUUUUCGCCUGAGGAAGCCAUCACGGGACUGGAGGUUUUCAUUUGCAUGUAUUGUUUGUUUUGCAUGCUGUUCCCAGCACGCCAACUGUAUUAAUUUGUUGUUGAUGCGGUAGAAGCGUACUUUCCCAAGUGAUAGAUUCGACGUUAACAGCGACACAGAUUGAGCGGGCGUGUGUGCACAUAUUCGACCACUCGAGCCCGUCGGCGCAGCGUCGACUGUUUGAAUUUGUUGUUGGCCUGGUGCAAACAGGUCCGCUAGAGGAUGUACUCGCCAUGAAUCCCAGUGGACCUCUAUCAGAUUGAGAAAAUAUAACUACAACCAGCAUGCCAAGGCCAACAAGAACAUAGAUACCUACACCAAGAAGAGCUGCUGAUGCUGAACUGCAUCCAUCAAAUUGUUGUGGAAGACCAGAAACGCAGAGAAGAGUGUUAAAAAGAUUGUGUAUCCGUAGCAGAGGGAGGUAGCAUGACCUAUAGCAACAUAAAGUGACCACUUGCAUCUUCAUUGAUUGGCUCGAUUCUAUUUCCACUCUGAGUCUGACUGGAAAAAAAAUAUUGGCUCAGAUCGUAAUAUUUUCGUUGCAUACACUGGCGUGCCGGGUGUGCAGCUUAUGGGCCGCGAUGAUAUCAACUCUGCGCCUGCGGGUCGCAAGAGCAAAGAUGGGAGCAUGUACCGUCGGAGCCGGUAUAAACAAUAACUUCAAGAACCGUCACUCAGGCAUGGCUAUACUACUCCUUCUCCUCAUCUGCGGCACAUGUUUAUGGUUAUGAUUGCGUUGCUACUUACCUUCACCUUGCAAUACUUGCUGCUGCUUUGUCUACCCGAAACCGACGCAGACCACUCAUGGUCAACUUUGUUGUGUGGCCAUAUAUUAUACAGUAGCAACCUUUCGCCACCCUUCCAGAGAAAUCGCAACUUCCAAAAGAAAACAAAACAGAAACUACUCCUCCGGUUCGUAUUCAAAUGGAGUGCGUAUCCCGCGACUGCCGAAGAUGUAUGACCUAGAAAAUCAAUGAGUGAGUGGUGCAUUACGUCGAACAUCACUUCCAGCUCCAGAUGGAGAUGACAACUGGUCGUCGUGGUGGUGGUGGUGGUGGUGGUGGUGUUGAAAGAAAGUGCUACGAUAAAAACGUGGGCGAAUGACAGACCAUGACCACGGCAGUACCAAAAUAAAGAGGAUGAACGCUCCAACGUGAUAAAUACCAUCACAGUUUUUACGAAUGCAAAUAAAAGGAAAAAAUGUUUCUGCGUUAACUGCUCACUGAGACUUAGUUCCUUGCAUAAGACGACAGACUUUCCCGAAGAUGGCGCAUACCCAGGAACCAGUGUUAUGCUGCGAAACAUUCCGAACAGGUGAGCGUGAGGCGAUGUAGUUUUGAGUUCUUGUUUACUACUUUCAUCGAUCUAGUUGGUCAGUGAUGUUGGCGGCGACGAUGAAUAAUCAAACUACAUUGACUUAUAGAAUAUAGUAACAGGGAACCUCGACGUGACCGGGGGGGUCACGUCCGUCCGUCCGGCCGGACGGACGGCACGUGACCGGGGGUAGUCCGGCCUCGGGGCGAGUUCGGCGCUGAAUGCCGCAGCAACUUUGGCCCUCGGUAGCUAGAAGCCCCCGGCCGCGUCACCGACGGCGGACCAGGGGCAAGAGUCGUGCCUUUUUUUGUUUUUCCGUGAAAGACCGAACUCAUGACCUUUUUUUUUUUAGUUGGGCGCCCGAGCUAGCUAACAGCCCCCGGCCGCGUGACCGGGGGCGGAGCGUGACGAAGAGAGGCAGUUGCAGUUCUUCAGUGAAGGACCGAGCUCAUGACCUUUUUUUUUUUUUAGUUGCCCGGGCGCGCGGUCCACCGCGGCCACCACCUCCUAGCGCCACGACGGACCCCCGGUCACGUGCCGUCCGUCCGGCCGGCCGGACGGACGUGACCCCCCCGGUCACGUCUAGAUUCCUUGUUACCUUAUUCAUACCUAUUUCCAGGUUGACGCCGAAUUUGUUGCUGAAUCUCCUGUUUUCGAACAACACGGUGUACGCAAUUGCCUGGGCGGAAGGUCAUGGAUGGCCAAGGAGCUCCUGGCCGUCAUUUUUGCCCGGAGAGACAGGAAGUAAACGCUUGCUCGACCGGAAAGCGAUGGCCAGGGGACUCCUGGCCCUCACUCUUGCCCGGCCGGAAAGUGAUGGCCAAGGAGCUCGCAACCCUCACUUUUGCCCGAGUGAAAAUUGGUGGCCAAGGGGCUCCUGGCCGCGCCGUCGCUUUUGGUUGCCCGAGCGAACGGAAAUUGACGGCCAAGGGGCUCUCUGCCGUCAGUUAUGCCCGACCGACGAGCGAUGUCCAAAAGCGGCGCCCAUCCAAGGAGCUCUUCUUGGCCCCCAAUUUUGCCUGAGCGAGCGAAAAGUGAUGGCCAUGGAACUCUUGGCCAGCCAUCACUUUUGCCCGAUCGAGAAGUGAUGGCCCAGGGGAGGCUUUUGGCCAUCGCUUUGGCCCGGCCGGAAACGAUGGCCCACCCAGGAGGCGCUCUUGGCCACCACUUUGGCCCGGCCGGAGCGAAAGUGACGGCCAAGGAGCCCGUGUCCCAUGCCCGAGUAAAAAGCCGAGGAGCUUCUGGCCAUCACUUUUGCCCGAACGAAAAGCAGGGGCAAAAAGUGAUGGCCAAGGAGCUCCCGGCCAUCACUUUUGCCCGAGCGAAGGCAAAGGGAUGGCCGGGGAGCUCUUGGCCAUCACUUUUGCCAUGCCGGAAAGUGAUGCCCGAGGAGUUGAUCCCUGUUUUCGGGGGGGAAAACAGGGGCAGUCGGGCUUGUCGACGCUUUCUGUAUCAAAAUCACACUGAAGUUGAUGCGCGGCUUUGUUCUGCUGCUCGCCAGGACGUGCAGCAUAACACUCUCUCUGCCCGACGGUAUGGCGUACAGAUAACGGGAACGCGUUGAAUCUGUUACACGAAGCUUCUAGACGAGACCUUCUAAGCACAUUCGUUUAGAAUUAUUUUUCUAAGUGCCUCCUAUAGAUUAUAGCAAAGGGGGAGGCUAAGUUCGUUUCACUAUUAUUAUAAUUAUUUCCAGGUUGACGCCGAAUUUGUUGCUGAAUCUCCUGUUUUCGAACAACACGGUGUACGCAAUUCAAAACACGUAGAGAAGCCCAAGCUGUUCUAGCCCGGAGAGAUCCGUGGACGAAGGCGAAGGGCCACGCAUCAUGAUUAGGAAUGCUGUUCUUUAUAGUUUCGCUCCAGCAUUCAUGAUCUUUGAUUUAUAGCUGCAUUUGAAUCAGUCAGCUUUUAUGAUUGAUGCUAUAUCUGCGUAUGCAUGUACAACUGGAUCAACAUGAGCAGCUCUAGAGGAGUUUGCAGCAUAUUCAGAGGAAAGGGCGGCCGCUAGAGCUACUUGCUUUGCUUGUUGCAUAUGCUUCUUACGUAUGAGAGUGCGCAGCGUCCUUCUCCCCCCCCCUCAUUUCGAGGGAGUCUAUCGGUGUUCAGGAGCAGAGGCACUGGGAAAAAUGCAUCUCCUGCGGUACGAACACGAUUCCAGACCCGGACCACAGUAGUUUUACAUCAUACAUAGUGUUGCUCGGGCUUAUUUCGGCAUUUUACCGUAAGGCAAACGGAAAACUCAUGGAGAUGCAUGCUGCUUAGAGAACGCUUGUAAAAGUGUCAGGUGGUAGGGUAGGGAAGUAGAAGUUGCACUCUGUAUUGGACAUGUUGACAAAGGAACGCACGAGGACGCGUCUUAGGGCAGGGGAUAAGUAACUUUUGCACUCCCAUAUGACAGAGCCGGACUUUCACGACCUCAUCCACGGAACUUCGCUCGUCGGCUGCUGGCAGCUCGAAGACGGGUACAACCCAUUUUCUGUGCACAUCAUGGAUACUUGUAUAGAUACUUUCUGUAGAAGUAGAUGCAGAUGGUUUAUUGAACAAGCGGAUCUAUCCACCACAAGGAAGAUACGAAUCGUCCAACCAGAUGCACCGCACUCCAUCGAUACGCGGUGGCGCAAUAUAUGCUGCAUAUGCUCAAUUAUUUGUUGUAGCAAAAGGCCGUCGGCACAAGAUUCAAUGAAGGUCUUCGGGUGUCGGUGUGCUUGCAAGUGCAACAGCUUGCGGAACCAAAGGGCUUUGUUUUUAAUGAUAGUUUCUCGCGGCCUCGUGGACAACUAAAUACAAUGGAAACUACGGUGACUAGGGAACACGAACAUCAUCAAAAAACAUACAAUGGUGCACGACAUCAACAACUACAUCACAGGCCGAUCGACAGUGAUGAAAGUGAGCUGGAAAAAAUGCCUCCCACGGAGCUGGCGCCGGAAGCAGAUGACGACGAAGCUCGAGGUGUAGGUGAAGAAUUGGCUGCUUUAGCAUAUCGAAUGCAAAAAUGUUUGGGUCUGGAAACUUGUGAUGCAAGUCAGUCAAUAACAAAUGCACUGUAAUUCGCCGCCAGGCAUGACAAGUUGCUUUGUGCUUCUGUACUGCGUAUUCCGCAUGAGAAACUGCGUUUUAUUUGCAUGACAGGCGAGAGAGGCUGUUUGUGGCCACGCAAUACAGAUUUACUAAGGGCCAUGCCAGAUCAGCAUGACAAAUCUCGCAAUCUUCCAGACCCAGACACUUUUGCAUUUGAUAUAGUAGAAAGCGACCUACUGGACGUAGUGUUCGAAGACGAGGAGGAGGUGGAAGUGGAACUUAGCACGGGCAAGGACGUAUCUCACAUAGAAUUAUGACUGGCAUGCAUCAUAUUUGCGAAACAUAGUAGAACGAAGACAGAUAGGAAUAAAAUUGAAGUCACGACACGGUGUCAUGUAGAUGUGUUAUGGCCGAAAGCUGCCAAAGCAAGAAAGGAUGCAGUAAGAAAGGUUCUGGCGACAACACGCAAGAGCGACGGUGGCCGUCCCUUUGCAUUUGGGCACUCUAGUUGCAAAUGUGAUCCGCUGACGUUAUUUUUCUACCGGACAAAGGGGACAAUCAGAUUACGUCGGCACAAAGUUGGAGACGGCAAAUGCGGCAGCCUCCUCCCCCUCUACUCCGCGUCUACCGGAGGAAAAUGAUUCUCCUGCGGCCUCAUUUAUCCGAAGGGAACAAAAGUGCAGCUGCUUAAUUUUCCCGGUUUGACUUCCGGCUGUGGCUGGGCGGGAGUAGAUUAUUUGCAUUUGAUUUUAUCUAUAUGUAUAAAUAUGUAGUGAUGAUGAAUGCUGCGAAAACGUGCCAUUCAUUUCCUAGAGAUGUGCAUGACGUCGACUUUGCCGGGCGAAAGCGUGUCCUCAUGAUCACGUCUGUGACUGUGUCUGUGAACACGAUGAUGGACGCGCUUCAUCUUAAAAAUAUUGAGACAUGGUGAUGAUUGACAUACCACCUAUGUAAACCUUCUCAACUAAUCCCGUGAAGAAGGAACAAAGCGCACAGGAGCGGGACGUCGUGUGUAGUUUUUUUUUUUUUAGUACGCAUGGACGAGUAAAUUCAAAUUUAUUUGUAUAAUUUCCGAGUAUAGAAGAGCUUUGCUUUAUUUUUGCAACUGUAAAAAGAAAGUCGACAGUAACGGUAUUAUAAGCCAAGAACUGCAUUGCAUCUCAAUAUCUUCGCCAACAUCUGCAGCUGGCGGAAAAAAAAUUCUUGGAGCCUCGCCGACGGCGAAGUCGGGUUCUAAAUCACUGAAGCAAGCGCGUGAGGUAAUAUUUUUACUUGAUAGCGCCGUUGCCGUGUGAUACAGUGCGACUAGCAGUGAGUUGAUUUUGUUCGUGAUGAAGCCAACAAGUUUAGAGCGGGGUAACAAAUUCGGACGAUUUGUGGUCAUCCCACUUUUCACCCGCCCGGCCGGGUGGGUGAAAAGUGGGACAAAACCAGGAUCCUGCCCCACUAGUCGGAGAAUGCUCGUGCGCGCGCGCUGCGACACACGCAGCCGCAGAGCCCGCCGCAGCGCGUCACACGCAAGCGACAGACACACAUCACAGCGGCACGCACGCAUACGAGCGCGGCGAAGAAGCGAGCGGCACGAGAGCAGAGCUGCUUUAGGCGCGCGCGCGCAGCGGGCACGAAGCACAAGACGCGACGCGGAGCGCCGCGGAAGCGCGCGCACCGCCUCGCGCACGUGCGGCAGAGCGACACGCCCACGCGCAGAGCGCGAACCACACGAGAGCACACCGACACGAGCGCGGAGCCGGCGCGCGACGCCGCGUUCGCUCGUCGCGUGCUUCUCUCGUCGCGCUCUGCUCGUUCGCGUCGCGCCGGCUUGCUUGCGCGCGCCGCCAAGCGCACAGCAGCACGCGCGAGCGCGCCGGCUCGCUGCUACGCCGGUGCUCGCGCGCGUGCUCGCCCCUCGCGUCGUCGCCGGGCGCUCGCGCUCCUGCGCGUCGCGCGCACAUCCGCGCGAGAGCGCGCGGCAGCCGCCAGCGGCGGCGCGCGCGCCGACGCAGGCUCCUCUUCGCGCUGGCGUGCUCGCUCUCGGCGCAGCGCGCGCGCACGACGCGCGCCACGCAUGCGACGGCGCUUGCGUGCGUGCUGCUGCGUCGCCUCUGCGGCCCUUCGCGCGCGCGUCUGGCAACGCGACGCGAGCGCAGAGCCGCAGCGAGGGACAGCGGCAGAGAACGCGACAUGCCGCCUUGCGGCGCCUCGCCGGUUUUGCCGCGCUGGCGGCUGUGCAGUGCUGCGUCCAUCUUCGGCGUCGCGCUUCGCGCGUGCGUCUCUGCUCGUUCUGCGCCCGCGCGCCCGCGUCGUCGGCGCGUCGCGCUCGUGUGUGCCGCGCGCGCACGCGCAGCGCGAGGCGCACGCCCGCGCAGAGACGGCGACGCGACAGCGGCACAAGACACGGCGAGCGGCGUUGGUUCGCUCGCCUCGUCGCGGCGUUUCGCAUCGCUGCGCGGCGCGUGCGUCUUCUGCCGUGUGCGCUGUUCGCGCGCUCGUGCGCGCGCACGCGCAGCGACGCGUGCGAGCCAGCGGCACGCAGGGCGCGGCGCACAACGAGAGAAGCACGCUCGUGCGUGCCAUUCUGCGCCUUUGUGGCGCUCUCGCGCGCGCGCCGCUCGGAUUUGUUCGCUCAUGCGCCUCGUCUCGCGUCUCGCGCGCGCGACAAACCAGCGCUCGCGCUGCUGUGGCGCCACAUGUGUGUGCCGUGCGCGUGUGAGUGUCUCGCCCGUCUGCGCUCGUCGCUUCCGCCUCCCGCCUUGCGCCUCGCAGCUGCUGCCGCGCGCGCGAGGGCGCGCGCGCACCACAUCAGCGCGAAGCCGGACGAGACAGAGCACGACACGCGACACACAGCAGAGCUGUGCGCCUGCGCUCGCGUUCGUCGCGUUCGCGCUGCGCGGCGCGCGCGCAGACAGCCGCACGCGCGCACCCGCGGGACAGUUCGCGCGCUCCGCGCCGCGGGCCACAUGCAUCUGUCCCGCGGCUGCGCGCGCGCUCGCCUGCUCGCCUCCGGCGCUUGUGCUCUUCUGCGUGCGUGUGUGUCUUCGUGGCGGCGCUCGUCGCGGCUGCGCGAGCACGUGCUCUUCGCGCGUGUCUGCGAUCGUGUCGUCGCUCGCGCGCGUGCCGCUCUCGCGUGUCGCCUUCGCCUUCAUCGAUUUCUGCUGCGCGUGGCAUGCGCGCGUGCUGCUCGCGGCUGCUGCGUGGCUGCGUUUCUCGCUCGCUGUGCGUGCGCGCGCGCACGCAUCCGAGAGCGCGAGAAGCGCGCGCCCCCGCGUUGCGUGCCGCGCGCCUGUGCGCGCGCGCGACAACAGGCUGCAGCAGACGCGACGAACGGCGGCGCGCUGGUGCGUCUCGCGCUCGUGCGUCUCGCGCUCGUGUCUCGUGCUCUUGCUUCGCGUCGCGUCUUCAUGUUUCCGCUUCGCGCGUCUCGCGUCUCGGCGCGCGACGAGAGAGAGUGCGCGCGAAGGAGGCGCGGCGAGAGAGCAACAGCAGCAAGAGCGACCGACGCGGCCGUCGUCUGGCGUCUCGCUCCGCCCCUCUCUCUUCUCGUUGCUGCCUCUCGCUGCUUGCAUGCUGUUCGUCUCGCGCGCGUGUGCGUGCGCUGCGCGUCUUGCAUCGCGCGAGCCGCAACGCAGCGCAACACGAGCGCACGCGCACGAGCGACGCGCAGACGCGACGAGCUUGCUUGUCUGCUGUGUUGUGCCGCUUUGCGCGUGCGUUCGCGUGUGCGUCGCGGCGUGGCGAGCGCGAGAGCACGCGACAGAGCCGGCUGCGACGUCGUGUCGCGCGCCGCGUGCGCUCGGCUGUGCGCGCGUCGCCGCGACGCGAGCGAGCAGAGAGGGAGCACGAGCGCAGAUCCGACCAGUGAGAGGACAGGAUCCUGGUUUUGUCCCACUUUUCACCCACCCGGCCGGGCGGGUGAAAAGUGGGAUGACCACAAAUCGUCCGAAUUUGUUACCCCGCUCUUAUUCAAUAUUCCUCCAGCUGGGAUGAAGAUCGAAGAAAUUCAUUUCUUUGAUAUCAACAAUACGACUGCAGCCCGCUAAAGGGCAGCACACUCCUGCCAACAUCAUUAUCAACAACUCCAGAUGAGUGCCUCUCCGUCCCCCACGAGCUUGAAGAUGCCCGCUUCGGUGACCAAAAGUAGUAAUACGAGCUCCAACAUCUCUUCAAUCCCGCAGCAGAAUGCCCCGGAGGAGGCCAACACCAACAGCAGCAGUAGUAAAAGUCAAUCGCAGUCAAACUCGAAGUCGUCCUCCUCUUCUUGGGAGGAGACGCCGAAUCCGAAGACCCGAGCCGACUACGAACACCUGCGGGCGCUACAUGAAAUGGAACGAAAAAAGUUCAGUUAUGGUGUUCUCAAACGUUACUGUUAUAUUCUCAACUGUUACAUGAAAUUUGUAAUGCACGAAUAGCAAUAAAAGUGAAAGGGAAAAGGUUGCGCCUUUUGCAUUACAGGUUUGAAGCAGAGUAUGAUGCUAUUUGGCGCGUCGAAAACUUGUCAUGCGAAGCAGCUUGGUCAUCUAGAUGCUGGUGCCAAUUUUGCAUGACAAAUUCAUGUAACAGUUGAGAAUGUAACGUUUGAGAGUCCCAUAUCAGUUGGGACCAAUUCAAGGAAUCCUCGCGCGUCGACCCUGCAUUUUUUGACCUGCGGAAGCCGGACCAGCCGUCAACAUCCCCCACAAGCUCGUCCUCUGCGGUGGAGCAAGGUAAGGAAAACGAUAACAAGUCAACAUAUUUUUAUACAGAGUUUGAGUUGAUGUCAUUGUGUAGUACUCGUCGUGAGGUGACUUGCACGAAGACGGAGAAAACGUUGUAUUUGACCUGCAACGGCCUCGACCUAGUUUUAGUUGUGAGUAGAUGCAUUUCAUUAUAAGACGAAAAAAGUGCUGACGAGUCAUGGUAUGCUAGAAUGAUCUUCGCUGUCGCAGUCGCAGUCGUGGUAAUAUUGGUGCUUGACAAGAACUUGCGUUGUACUUACUUUUGAAUCUGGGCAUUGACAUUUCCUAGCACUAAGUGAUGCUGUAGUUGGCACCGUCGUGAAAAAGAAAAUGCGUGGUUAUUUGACAGGUGAUGAGACCAGCAGUACACACGUCCUGAUUGGACCCUGGUCGAAGAACGGGAGUAUCAUUAUUAUGUAAAGGAAUUCCGGAGGCAGUUCAAAGUAGAAGCAGGGACGUUCAUCAUACAUUUCCGGGAUGACAGGUUAGUGCCUGCAAAUUAUUAUUUUUAUGUGCGACAUGUUGAUUUCCUAUUCGUAUUUCUUCGGAAAAAAUGAAUCUAUUUUUUCGAAGUAUUGCUACAAGGUGUUGAUGAUGUGUUUCAUCCCAAUGGUGCCAAUUUUUGGCGCAUUUGGACUACUUGUAGAGAUUGCCAUGGCGUGUGAAGAUGCAGGUAAAAUGGAAAAGAUAUCAUGAAUAAGUUUCACGAACAAAGUCAGCAUGACAAUUUAUUUUGAAUUAUUGCGCAAAAGCAAACUAAGAGGUAUUUCGUAUCGAUCAGUCUUUUGCGCUGCCUCUGGGUUGUUUUGCCAGGACAGCGAUGGCAACGUCGGAAGUAUUAGAUCCCGUGGUUGCUCAGUUCGUUGAUUUUAUGGACCUCCCACAAAACAUCCGCGGAGUGAACCUCGGUUACGCGUUCCUGCAUUUCCGGUCCAGAAAGAUCGCCCGGAAAUUUGUCGAGUUGAUGAACGUAUUAAAUGCAAACAUGUCUGGGCCUGCGUUCGCUAGAAGCCACGCUUUUCUGUCAUGCAGAAUCGCAGUUUGUUUUUGUCUUUUUCAUGCAGAUUGAUUAGGCAGCAUGACCUAGCUACACUUAGCAGCUCAAAAACUUGUCAGCAAUCAGGAGGUGUCCCUGUGAUUCGCCAAACAGCAUAUAAAUGUUAAUAAGAAAUUUCCAGACCCAUAGACAUUUGCACUUGAUAAAACGGAGUGCGAUGUCCCGGGAAGAGCGAGAAGACGUUCGAGCUUGUCAUCACCACCGCACGCCACAUUCCUUAUAUGGACGGGAUGCUGAUGCAAAAUUUGAAGCCCACCCGCACUAUGUUUUGGUUUGACGAGGAAUCCAUGCCCACGAUUCUCACCGCGGCCAAAUUUGCUCUCCAUAAGCAGGUGUAGCGACAGAGCGUAUAAAAUGUUGCGAAGAUACGAUGUGGAUGUUGAGCGACACUUUACUUCUUGUUUUUAAUACUUAAUUCUGUCCUUCUUGCGGCCACUGUUAGAGCAAGAUGGAAGAAAAAGCCCACCGCACUUCUCUUCGGGCAUGUGCAAGGAGGAUCGCUCUGAUGAAGCGUAUGUAGAAUCGCACAGCCCGCUCAGCGCGGCACUUUGUGCUGCAGUCGCUCAAAACUGUUUGGAGCAAGAGCAUCCGUGGAGAUUGUACAUGAAGUAACUAAGUAUGCUGGAUGUUGGUGAUGAAGAAGUUCCAAUUGAUGUAGCUUUGCGCGUACAGGUUACCGCGGCGGCCAUCAUCAAUGGGGCACGCUUCAAGCUGCUCACAAGCGCGGGGCUUACCGUCAGACCCUGCGCCCUAUGCGGCAGCAAAGACAACAGCCCGGGCCACCUACUCGCGUGCAUGCAGACCCGCUCCUGGGCGGAACUGCGUAGCCCGGCCGUGUCCGCCUCCUGGGUCGACCUACUCCUGCAGGAGGAAGCGGCGCAGGCCUGGCUCCGGCGGCCGCCGCCUGAAGAAGCCGCGCAAACCGGGCCCCAGUAGGGACCCCGCCCGGCCCGCCGACCGGCACGCGACCCUCCGCUGCCCGUCGGCCACAGAAAGACUCCCUCUUCCGAACGUGGAAGGGCCGUGGGGUGCACUCCGGUAACGUACUCCGCCCCACGGCCGGCGCGGAUGAUCGGCACCUGCGUCCGCAUCCGCCCCGACAACCCGCCGGUGCAUGGCACUGACCACGGCGGAAGGGCCAUGAGGUGUACUCCGGUAACGCGUGACCGUACUCCGCUAACCGCCUCAUGGCCCCGGGAGCAUCGAGGCGCACAACCUGCACCCCGGCCACGGCGCGACCGCCUCGCACGCGCGAGGCACUGCCGGCACGCCGACACCUCGUGGCGCCCCCAAGAGAAGAAUUGAGGGGCAGACCACUACAGCCGGGUCCGGGCCGCAGCGCGGGACCACAAAGGACCACCGCGGCAGGAUCCGUACUCUUUUAGCAGUCGGCGGAGUACUGCGCAGACGCGCGAAAUAGAGGUUACCAGGGAAGCAGAAGCUUGGCCUCCACGCGCACAAAGCAGCGCCCCCUCGUGUCCCCCGUGUUCCGACUACACUAACGCCAAUUGAUGUAGCUUCGCUCGGCGAAGAGAAACAGUGGCUGCGUCAUGUUUCUAACAGGUGGUAGCAUGUAUGUGUACAUUCAGCUCCUGCGAAGUACUCUUCGCGCAGUUCUACUAUCAGAAGAAUCCUAUUAAAGUUGCAUGGAUAUGUGUUCAUGGAGAACAACAUACUUCGGCCCGGAGCAAUUUAUUCUUCAUGAUCCAGGAGUUUCACAUUCUUGGCGUAUGGUAUCUUUCAAAAAAAAUAAAAAACAGCAACAAACUGGAGCGGCGCAUGGAAGGAUAUGAAUCUUGGAUACUUGUGGCUUUGGAUGCAUGCGGCCAGAGCAGUGGAACAGUUUAGCGUGCCCUUUGUCUUACUAGCAGCUGCCGCAUUUUUCGGCGAUUCAUUUUACAACAGUUUGAACGAAAGAAAAGGCGGGAAGAACUCUCGUCAAACCAGACUACCUACUACGUCUCCGGCGCUGAUUUCUGUCAUGGAUGGUGCCAGUGAUUAUGAAUAGCGCCAAAAGUAGAUGAAACAACAACAAGUAAUUAAACAUGAAGAAAAACACAGCCUUCCGCACUUGACGGCGAUACAUCCCGCGAUCAGUGCCUAGCCACACACGAUAAGCGAACGACAACGACUGCUCCCGGUAGUGUUUUAUCUGUGGGUCAGCUCCUGGCACGAUGCGACCUGAAGGGACUGAUGGGAGCUACCAUCGGCCGCAGCUACAACAAGUCCACAGUAUUGAAAGAUGCAUAGCAAAACCGUCGCGCACAAUAUUCGGCGGCGUCGAAUGUCGGCGGGGCGAACAACUCCUGGCGCUGAAAUGUAUCGUGAAAGACAUGCACCACCGCUAUCAGAUUCAGAUGUAGUUACCCGAAGAACCCGAAGUGAGCAGUACCAGUAGCAUUUCAUACAUGGAGCUGCGUGCAGCAUCUUUCGCUUUCUUUGUAUUGCAUGCAUUUUUGAUUUUGUGUUUCUGCUUUGCUCCCACUUCCUCGGAGCGGGGUAACAAAAUAAAAAAAGAGGUCCUCGGGGGACCUCUUGUCCCCCCGGCAGGACGGACAAGAGGUCCCCCCCUUCUGUUGCCAGAGCCGCGGCCGGCUCGCAGAGUUCGCCCCCGUGUCGCCGCGCCGGCUAUUUCGGGUCAAACGCUGGGGACCUCUUGUCCUGUAUACCAAAUACAUAGCCGAUUUCUCUGCGAAACGGGGGGGCAAGAGGUCCCCUCCCGUUUCGCCCGAAAUAUCCGACGCGGCGACACGACGGGGGGGGAACUCUGCGUGGCGGACGCUCCGGCAGCAAAACGGGGGGACCUCUUGUCCGCCCAGCCGGGGGGACAAGAGGUCCCCCGAGGACCUCUUUUUUAAUUUUGUUACCCCGCUCUCGCUUUCUCCUUCAACCUCUGAAGUUGGAGCAUUGCGGCGCCGAGAUGACCUGAAGCGAUUUUAUGUUGUGCGGCCGUGAAUUUUGUUUGAACGUGACACGCUGGUAAAUAUGUUGGUUGUCUUUCCCAUGCGAAAUCUCCAUGAUAGAACUGAAUCUGGUAACGAGGAUGCUAGCCUUUUCUUGAUGGCGCGCCGCAGGCUGCGACUUUCUACUCCCUGGAUUUCAUCUAUUCCAGCAUUUGUCAAUACUUACAGCUCUCAUUUGCCCGUACAUUUUUUUUCGUACAUUUCCCCAUCUACUUUUUUCAUAAUAUUACCUGGCGCCUCAGUAGAGUUCGUCAUGGUUUGAACGAAUCAAGUAGAGUCUUCGUAGUGACGGUAUUUCACCCGAUUGGUAAAUCUUCAGGAUAUCCCUCCUCCAUUUUCACAUAGCAAUUUAUGAUCUUUGUCAAUGGAUUUAGACUAUCGCUUUUGCUCCAGCACUCUCUCGAUUUCUUUGUUGGGCUCCGUUUUCCUAUUUUGGUUUACUACUCUGAGACGUGAGCGAUUGACUCUUGGUUUUAUUUCUAAUUUAUUUUUAUUAUUUAUUAUUAUUUUUAUUUGAUAGCUGUCCUUUUUGCUUCUAUAAAUACGCACAACCAGCAGGGCUAGUCUUUGGCAACAUUUUCCAAGCCGAGACUCGAGCCCUACAACAUGUUGCCCUGAUGUGGCUCGCUUUGCAGCUGCGCUUGGCUGUAAAUAGACCUCAAAUUAUCUCGCCCAGAAACCCCUUAGUUCCUUCACUGGAGUGGACCACUGAAAACAACGAGGCUACACGCAAAGAAAAAAGCGAAAGUCGCAGGCGCCGCGCGUGCCGUAAUGUCGUUCACAGCGUAGAAGCAGUCCUCUAGUAGCAGUACAACUAAUUCGGCCUUUAAGUAGGCAACAAAACGCAAAAAUUAAAAUGACACCUCGAUGCGCGGCUUGGGGUUCGUUACUCAACCUUCAUGCAGUGACAGCUCGAAUAAAGAAAAGUUCCAGAUUGAUGACGACAGCCGCGACGCCGAUGCCUUUACCUUAUCCCUUAUACCUACCUCUAUUUAGAGUUUGAUUCUUUUUAGUUAUAUCAGCGCUUGCUCCUACUUCAGCUUCACCUGCACCAGAAGCAAAACGAAUUCAGCUCCUGCAGCCCGAAGGCGGACGAUCGGGAUUUGCCACCGCGCAUAUAGCUUUGGUUUUACUGCAAUGUAGAGCAAGGAGUUUGACUCAUUUUCUUGCUCCUUGUUCUCAUCAGCGGUUUCUCAUAGAAAAAGGAUGACAAGAUAAAGAACAAGCACUUCAUGCACUACGUCAACCGCGUCAUCCAUUUACUUUCUUCGAUAUACAGAUACACCCCCUGCCUCCAGCUAGCCGCUUGCGGCUAAUUGGGAGAAUGGAGCGAAGAUGUUGCCAUGACCUGCUGCACAAGUAGCAGAGGUUGUGCCACCUCAUGUUCCCCUUGGUAUACAAAUACACAAUGGAACACGCCCGGUAGUAGGUACUCCGUCCUUGUAUUUUUACAAACAAGCAGCCCGCAAACAAGCAGCUGCAGUUAUUUUGAUUUCUCCUGUGAUUCGGCCAUCGGCCGGGUCAAAUUGAGAUUGAGAAAUAAACCUGGCAGGAAAUCCUCGAAAUAAUUCGUCAUGCCCUCAGCUCUGAAAUACAUCAAGCCUGCGACCCAUAGAAGAGAAUAGAAAAUGAUUAUCAUAUGAAUCAUCUCGAAUAAAAAAAAAUCGCACAUCUUGAUAUUACAAAUGGAAGUCUAUCUCUCCCUGUUUAUGUUUGUCGGAUUUUUGAGGAAGUUUUAAUUCAUGUGUGAGCAGCGUAGAAAUCGUGACCAAAGCUACUACUUGUUGCGAAUAGCAGAAGGCAAAGCUUUUGCAAAUUUCCGCGCUGUUGUUAUGCUUAUGCAAGAUUGGCAAAUAAGUAUAAGUGGCCAAAUUCUCACAGGCGGCUUCAGUCGAUACUUUUGCGAUUUUCAUUUUCUACUUAUUUAAAAUUGAAUUGAAAAUCUUACUAGUACGUAGUACACGACUACAGUGAUUCGAUAUGUCGUGGAGUGUGUUUUUGUCUUCAGCGAUGAUAAUUUGAGCAGUAUGCGCAAGUCGGAUUCAAGUCGAGCUCUUGCAGCUUCUUGUGACUACCUGCGGAAGAUGGUGCAGCUCCUUGAAGAUGCUCGACGAGGCAUCUGUCUGAUAGGAGCUGCGUCAGAAUUCGUCGGUAAAUUAUACCUGCAGUAGACCACGUGGCCCUUCCUGAGGUGCUGCUCGAUCGUUCGCUUUGUUAGUUAUAAGAUUUUUUUUUAUUGCUUUCCUGAGGGAAAAGCAAAAAAAUAAGAAUUGUGUUUCAAUUAUUCUGUUGCUCAGGAAGGCGAAGGAAGAUAAACAUAAAAAAAGUCGAUUAGGUAAGUGUUGGAGCACACGACCACGAUUUUCUCUCCACACGACAAGAAAAAACGUGAUCGAGGUCGUGGAUAAGACACGAGAAAGCAUCUACUAUGGCAUAUUGUUAUUCUUGAUGACCACAGAAACCGCUAGCAGCAUCAUGGCUGGGUUUUCUGUACGAGGAGCACAGUAGAGAACAUGAACAGCUGCAAGACGAGAGAGACAUACGGAGCUGCCCGCGUCAAGAACGAUAGGUGGAUAGGAUUAUGAUCUGGCCCAGCGAUUAUUGUAUAAGUGCUCAAGUUCGGAGUUAUUCGCCCUUGUCGGUAUUUUCACAUUGUAAUGCGUUGAUGCUCGGGGCAUAAUUAACGUUAAGCACUCUGAGCUAAUUCUACAAAGCAAUAUAUGAUGAACAGAUAGGGGCUUGGUGCUUCUGUGCGGUCGGGCAGAUGAGAAUUCCUACUCUUUCGACCGUUGUCGGGUAACAAGUGUGCGUUAGCAGGUGGGCAAAAAAUAGCAGCACCUGUCAUUGUAGUUCGAGUUUCUAUCUCUUCGUCCUUCUCCUUCUUGUCGCGUGUGACGCAGGUCCUAGCGCUGCUGGCUCACCCACAGCUUCUUCUCGAAAGUUGUGCACAUUAUAAAUGCGCCGACAGAUGAUGAAACGGUCCGAGCAUAAUUCUUAUACUUAUUUUACUGUUUUUUUUUCUGACGAUGAUUAAUAUUGCAAAAGGGAAAAGGCGUGGGGGGCUGCCGCUGCAUUUAAGUAAGUAUUUAAACAACUUACAAGGAGCUUAAUGCUGCCCUACCUCCACCGCGCGAGCGCGCUGCCUGCCCUUGUGAGACUCAUCACAGGCUCCCAGUGCCGCGCCCGUGGUCUUCAAUACGUCUAUCCAUACAAAUAAGCUCAUGAAGUGCUUAUUUGUUUAUCGAUAAUUAUCUUCGUAGUUCGCAUUUUUCAAUUUUUCUUUUAUUUUUCUCCGCACGAUAAAGAAACCGGCCUUCCUCGUAUUCCUUUCCGUCGCGCAAUGAUGCAACCCCACAAGUGGAAGAGAGCGGAGCAAAACUCGUCCCGUUUUUACCAUUCGGCAGGGGAGCAAUAAAAAAAUAUGAAGACAUUAUGACGAUGCUGACGGGUCACUAACACUAUGCACCUGGGACCGGGAAUAAAGCAUCAGUUUAGCUGCUUGCCCCGUACAACCAGUGCAGCGCGCUCCUCGUUUUAGUUCCAUUGCCUUUCAUUCUGCUCUUCGUAUAGGAUGAAUAAUCUAGAUUUAUACAACUUGUUGAGCCCGCUAUCGUCUUUUUCUUUUUGUUUUUUGCGUAUUGGUAUUUGUUAGCGACGCGCUGUUUCAUCGUUGUCAGGGCCGGGCUUUGCAUCAAGUUCGCGGUCUGAUUCUGAAUGUCGAUGUCCACCAUCAAAUAAAUUACGGGCGAUUAUAGGAGAUCUCUGCUUCCAAGGAGCAGCAGAAUCCGAACACGCAGCACAAAGCUAUUAUUUCUCGUGCAUUUUUUGAGAAUCAGCGAGCAGAUUAAAAGAAAAAGACAUAGAUCGAUAUGCAAAUGCAUUUUCCUUGCGGAGCCAAAAAAUAAUUCGUGCGACGGCUACUAGUACUAACUCCUUCUUGACAUAAUUUAUACCGCUGGCCCAGGAGGAUGGGAUUUUCGCGAAGGGGCCUGGACGGAACAGACGUAAUUUAUGACGAACAAUAAAUGCCUUGCCUUCUAUAUUUGGCGCCGCAGCCCUGUAGAGUAAACCUGAAGUACUUUUUUCGGCUUACUUCCUUUGCUGUUGAUGUAUUUUCAGUCCGUCUGGUGCUCAUAUCGAAGGAUGGCCAUGCUGAUGGUCAUGGUCUUCUGCUACCUGAUUUGAUCGCCAAAUGAUAUAUAGAUGCAGUUUGAUCGUUGGGCACUACAACUGGGCUGUGUCAACUAUCCUCGUCCGUGGAAUUUUAUGCCCCUGCCCGUCUCUCUUUGUCUUUGCAUGUGACGCAAGCAUCGAACGUGUUGUUGUCGUCUGCCUGGUGCUAUGUAUGAUGGAACGCUGUCUCUAUCUCGAACUCGAUUUGAUUUUUUCCCGAGGGGAAACAGCUUGUUGACUCUGGUUCCAUAUGAAAACAGUCGGAGAUGUUUCGUGUUCCUGCUUGACAACGUACGCAAACCAAGCACGUGGCAACCCGCAUCGUACCCAUACCCAUACGACGACCGCAUGCGUGUCGUGCAGAUGCUUGCUAAGUUGUAUGUAGUGAGGUCACCGAAUAUGCAGGCUGGGGCAUAAUUUUUACUCGUGAUAGGAACAGGAAGACAACUGAUGUAGUUGUUUUUUGAUUGCUGGAAAGCCAAGGUAGAGAUGAAGGCUGGUAGAUUGGCGUCUGAGGAGAAGAAGAAGGUUUUGAGCUAGCCGAUUGAAAUGCGUGCCUUGCCGGUUCCCAUAUUGAUUUUGUAGUUUUGCGUCGGUCAUGAAGAUGGAAUAAACGUCAGCAAUUUAUUAAGAUUGCAUCAUCGCGGGUUGGAGAUGUUUUUAUGUCGAGUGUCAAACUAAAAUGCGCUCUUGGCGCAAACAGAAUUCCCAUUGGCUAUAUUUUCAACAUAGUUUGCGAAUGCUGAAAAUAAAAGCAGAAUGAUUGAUGACAACUAUCAAAAAUGGGGACUGGCGGGUACAUUUUUCCACACCAUAGCUUACUAAGUAGUCUUAUACCGUCUCAUUUCAUAUUUUUUUCCGUGAUCGCGGAAUAGACUAGCGCUUCGCCUCUCUGUAUCAGAGGGAAAAAUCUUAACACGCCCCCUCAUGCCCGUCAAAGGAAAUUUCUUUUGUCAGGUUCGCAUACUUGAUGAUCGCAAAUUUUGCAGCAAAAAAAACAAGGCUAGUUUUUGUUUUAGGGAGCACGGCCGAGAAACUGCUCCUGGGGUAGCUGCUUAUUCGCAGACCAUUUGCAUUUGUCAUGGUGCUACUUCUACCUUGUCGCAUUUCUCUCUCCAGUCUGGGCAGCACAAACGCAAAUCUAUCCCUCGGCUGGGCCAUCUCUUUGUCUUGCCAUCAUGAUGGCGAAGCCGAUGCUGGGGAUGGCAAUGCCAAAGUGCUGGUCUGGUUUCUCCUUCUGGCCAAGACCUAAGUAAAGACAUAGCAAUGUGGGUGCAAAAGCCUCUUUUUCAUACUCAUACAAAAAUGGAAAUUUCCUUUGCUUCCUGGGGAGUGGGCCGCGUUUUUUCACAUGGAUACUCCUUGGUGUCUCUUCAACAUCGAAACUUACAACUGCGAGCAAGUCGGCUGUUCAAAAAUAUAAAACUUUGACUUUCUGUAUUUUCUUAUUGAGUUUUAAUCAAACAAGAAGUAGAGCGAGAAUCUGAAUCUGAAUCAUAAAGGGCUGUUUUUAUGAU